UGGACCCAUGUGGACCUCGUUGCCACCAGACUGCGGAUAAAAAAUGCCUAUGGCAUUGAGGAAGCAGACGUUAGGAAUCCCUUACUAAUGCUUACAGUAUGCGAUACUGAAUCGCCCAUAACAGUGUUCGAUGACAGCUCAUAUAUGGUAGAUACGCAUAAAGCUGGAUUGGUGUCGAUGUACGAGAAUGAACUUACGAUCAUCUUUCGAUCCUACCGAUCAGGAGUGCUGUUCUUUUCGGUGGCUGAUCAAGGAGAUAUACUCAUUGCUCAAGUUGUUCAUGGAACUGUGCAUGUGAUGUUCGAUUUUGGUGAGUUUUGGGUAGUUUUUGGUCAGGCAAAAUAA
Molecule: messenger RNA, 345 nt
Organism: Cylicostephanus goldi
Lineage: Eukaryota; Metazoa; Nematoda; Chromadorea; Rhabditida; Strongylidae
Source: the annotation of a GenBank genome assembly